GGAUUUUGUGUGUCUGAAGGGAGACCACCGCGGCCUGGCGGGACCUCAGCCGAUCCGACCUCAAUUUCGGAGCCAUGGGGGACGAACAAGAAAUCAUGUGCAAACUGGAAAACAUCCUGGAAGUCAGGAACAAGACCAUUCAGAUGCAGAAGAUCAAGUCUCGGUUGAAGAUGGAGUUUGAGGCUCUGGAGUCUGAAGAGAAGCAUCUGAAAGAGUAUAAACAGGAGAUGGAUCUGCUUCUGCAGGAGAAGAUGGCUCACGUGGAGGAGCUACGACUUAUUCAUGCCGAUAUCAAUGUGAUGGAGAGCACCAUCAAACAGUCAGAGAAUGACUUGAACAAGUUGUUAGAAACCACCCGGCGUCUCCAUGACGAGUACAAACCUCUGAAGGAGCAUGUUGACGCCCUGAGGAUGACCUUAGGUCUACACAGACUCCCCAACCUGAACGAAGAAGAGGAGAAGCUCUCGCUUGAUUACUUUGAGAAGCAGAAAGCGGAGUGGCAGAAGGAGCCUCACGAGCCCGCCAUCCCCGAGUCCCUCGCGGCCGCCGCUGCAGCUGCACAGCAACUCCAGGUUUCCAGGAAGCAGGACGCUCGGCAGACGGCCACCUUCAGACAGCAACCUCCGCCCAUGAAGGCUUGCCUGUCCUGCCACCAGCAGAUCCAUCGCAACGCUCCUAUCUGCCCCCUGUGCAAGGCUAAGAGUCGCUCCCGCAACCCCAAGAAGCCCAAGAGGAAGCCGGACGAGUAGAGGGCUGGAGGAGAGUGGAUCGAGGUGCUCGGCAGCUGAAACACCAGACCCCUGCUUCUGAACAACAACAAGUAUUACUCCGUCCGUCUCCACCUGCGACAGAUGGAGGCUCCCACCCAGUCGUGUUUUUAUCAGUGCUUUGAUGUGUGAUGACCCUUGUAGUCGGUAAAAUGUCCCUGCAAUAAUGUCGCCCCCAAUUCCGUGUGUGGUUUUCUCGUCGGCUAUCGUACUGUAUUUCUAGUUGCAUGCUGCCAUGACUGUAUUGUUUUGCCAUUAAUUAUUGCUAAGCGAAACCUUUAAAUGUUUACAGUGUAACUGGAAGGAAAGGGCAUUUUCAUUGAACAUACUGUGUGUAACUUUAAUACUGAGUCAGUAAAAGCUCUUUUUUUUUUUUUUUGUA
Molecule: messenger RNA, 1149 nt
Organism: Synchiropus splendidus (mandarinfish)
Lineage: Eukaryota; Metazoa; Chordata; Actinopteri; Syngnathiformes; Callionymidae
Gene: zc4h2
Product: zinc finger, C4H2 domain containing
Exons: 6
Coding region: 75-749 (224 amino acids)
Biological process (GO): positive regulation of neuron differentiation
Cellular component (GO): nucleus
Source: RefSeq, a predicted model, not a curated record